AUGAAUUGGUUGCUACGUAUAAUUGCUGUUGAGAUAAAAAUGCAUGGGCAUCGAAAUUUGCCUACAACAUUGGUCUUAUUAUUCAAUAGACCUAUUGAGAAAAAGAACAAUGUUCUUGGAUCCGAAUUAUUGCAGUCCCAAUCAUCCAACAAUUCAUUUGAACAUUCAACAUUGAAUAGAGACCCCGAUAAUGGUAAAAAGUUACUGAGCUUGUUAGAAAUUGUGAACCUUGAAUUUGAAUUAACUUUUGAAGAUUUGCCCAAACUAAAAUAUAUAGAACCAACAAUUAUUAAUCAAUUAAUAAGCAAGUGUGAAAUUCCGGGUAAAGUUCCAUUAAUAGAUGCUAAGCAGUUGCAUUUGAUACUGAUGAAUGAUUUAAAAUCAAUUGAUAGUUCUUCAAUUGUUAAAACUAGUUUGCUCCAAGAAAUUCAAGAGUUGCUAGAGUAUGCUGUAAGAAUGAAUGAUAAGCGCCUCCGAGUUAGUUGUAUGGUAAAGUAUAUUGAUGCCUGGCAUCAAUUGACUGCUGUUAUAUGCAACAUGGCUAAUUUACCAUUUAUGGAGUUCCAACAACAUUUCAAAUUUAUAAUUGAUCUUUUGAUAUUGCUACAAAGCAAGGUGAUUCUUUAUCCAAAAAUGUCAGAUUUAUCUACACUCAUCACAAAUUCUCAUUUACUUUUGUUAAUACAUUUGAACAAUACCAUAUACCAACAUUUAGAGCUUUGUGAUGUAAAUCCUGAAAUGUAUUUAAGGUCAUUUUUUACUGGACAAUCUAGUGUUUUCUCUAGCAUGUUUCAAAAUAUACUUAAAUGUAUACAACUAUCAGGUUCACAAAAAUUACGAACUAGCUUAUAUUCAUCAUUAAUAGCAUUGAUUAAUCUUAUGGCUACUUACAGUCGAACAUUAACUAAUGGAAACUUUAAAGAAAACAGUAUUUUAUUUACUGCUACAAAUAAACAGAUUCUUAAUUCCAAGUCUAUUGAGUUCAUUAAGUCUGCACAUUUUGACCAAUACUUAAGUGUUCAAAUCUUGGACAUAAUUUGUGUUGACUUGACAUCUGGUCAUGAUAUAUGCAAUAUACUAUCAUAUACAAUAUGUGAACUUUUGAUUGAUAUCCAUCCAACAUUUAUUAGUUAUAUAUCUGAUAAAGGUUACCUCAAAAACAUUAUAUCUAGCCUUUUAGAAUCAGAUUCAGAACUCAAAGAUUUGAUUUCAACAAAAAAUAAAACCCUGAAACCCAUUUAUGUAUAUGAAAGUAAAAUGAGUCUUUUAAAUAAAAUUGCUACUUACAAGACUGGCGCUGAUGCUUUACUUAAUCAUCAAGCUAUAGCGUGUUUGUCAUUAAUGAAUGCAAUUGAUGCUCAUCCAAAUUUAGAAGCAAGUUUCAAACGUUCUAUAAAAAAAUCAAUGCCGGAUGAAGGUGAUAGAUACAUGAUGAUAUGUUCACCAGCAAUGUGUUUAUGCCAAACAGUUUUAAGUACACAGGGAAAUACAAAUAUGACUUCUAUCCUCCAAGUUGUCUUUUAUUUAGUUAGUCAUCGCGACACAGUGAAAAUUGCUCUUACUAAUCCAGCACCAUUGUGUGAGCAAUGGUAUCUUAAAGAACUUUAUCAAUUAACAUCUUUGUUUGUUUAUAUUACUAAUGAUGAUACAAAUUCGGAAAUCAAUUCAAGUGGUGACAAGGAUAUUGCUGGAUUAUUUUAUCAAUAUAGUAUGUUAUUGCGAAGAACUUUAAAACGAUUUUGUCUUAAUUCAUCCGUAAUGCUUAAAAAAUGUUCUGAAGAAUCUAAUCCAAAUUAUGAUGAAACAAGUGUUACUUUAUAUUUAAGAAUAACAUUAAACUUAUUAAAUUAUGUAUCAAAUUUAAUGGAUGGUGGAUUAGCGAGUGGUCAGAAAUUUAAAAGACCGAUUUUGGAUAUUUCUGUAUCCACUGAUUCAGUAAUCGAAAAUGAAUCUCAUGGUGAUUUUAAAACUGGUAACAUUUUGUCAAUGAACACAAUUAUCACAAUAAUGGUUGAUACUGUCGAACAUUAUUUUGUGCAAGUUAAUACUGAAACUAAGGCUGAAAAUGGAAAAUCGCCUAUUCAAUUAUUUGGUGAAAGUAGCAAUGAAACUGAGAUAGAAAAUAAGGAUAUUGGUGACCAAUGUCAACAUAUACUUUGUAAACAAAUAGUUGAAGUAUGUCUUUAUAUUUUGUGGGUUCACACAAAUUAUUAUUUUACUCAAAGUCCUGUUCAACUUUUUCAUAGUCCUAAAGGAUUAAACAGAUCAAGAAGUUCAAACAAUGAUGAUGAUGGAGUAACAUCUGAUGAAUUAAAAGUAUUAAGACAGGAAUUGGUGAAAGUGUUUAAUAAAGCAUUUCUUGAAAAACUUUAUGCAACAAAUGAAGACAAACCUGAUGAUAGUUUUAUACAUUACAUGGUUCACAAGAUAAAAAAACUGUUACAAUUUGUUGAUUCUAAAAGAUUAAGUAAUUAA
Molecule: messenger RNA, 2475 nt
Organism: Macrosiphum euphorbiae (potato aphid)
Lineage: Eukaryota; Metazoa; Arthropoda; Insecta; Hemiptera; Aphididae
Source: the annotation of a GenBank genome assembly